AUGCUAAAUAUAUUUAUACCCAAUACUUUAUUACAUUCAACUAAUUAUAAUAAUAAUAAUCCAUCAAAUGGAGAUAAUAAUUCAAAUAAAUGUGAAUUAAUUGGUACAUUUUCAUUAUUAACUCAAGCAUUAUUAGGAUUAUUAUGUUUAUCAAGUUUAAUUUUAAAAAGAUUUUAUGAAUAUCCAAUACGACGUACUUGGCCUGUUUGGAUAUUUGAUGUUAGUAAACAAUUAAUUGGUGCUUUAGGAGUUCAUAUUUUUAAUAUUAUAUUAUCUGUUUUAAAAACUGCACCGGAAAUACUAGUAAAAAUAAAAGAACAAAAUGGAGAUGAUAAUAAUAAUAAUGAUACUGAUGAAGAUAAUGCUUGUGAUUGGUAUUUUUUAAAUAUGGUAUUAGAUUGUACAAUUGGAGUUUAUAUAUUAUAUUUGGUUUUCACAAGUUUAAAUUAUAUAUGUCAAAAUUAUUUUAAUAUAACUCAAAUUAAAAGUGGAGAAUAUGGUAAUAUAAAUAAACCAAGUUUUAAAGCAUGGUUUAAACAAUUAAUUAUUUAUUUUACAAGUUUAAUGAUUACUAAAAUUAUAUUAUAUUUAUUUGUUGAAAUAUUUGAAAUUCAAUUAAUUUGGAUUACUUCACAUAUUUUAUUAAGUUGGUUAGAUGAAUUUUCAAAUGAAUUUGAAAUUUUCAUUGUUAUGUUUAUAAUUCCCAUAUUAUUAAAUUGUUUACAAUUAAUAUUAAUUGAUAAUUUUUUGAAAAAUAAAAUUUGGUUUAAUAGUAAUAAAUUAUUAAAAUUAAAAUAUCCAAAUUUUGAUAAUGAUAGUGAAAGUACAAGAAGAAGAGAAAUUAAUAAUAUUUUAGAUGAUGAAGAAAGAAUUGAAAAUCAAGGGAAUAAUUCAAGUGAUUCUGAGAAUAAUGAUUUAAAUAAAAAAUAUGGUUCAACUAAUGAAUAA
Messenger RNA from Lodderomyces jiufengensis, 948 nucleotides. RefSeq lists its product as uncharacterized. The record is from RefSeq and is a predicted model, not a curated record. Bases 1 to 948 code for a protein of 315 amino acids. Lineage: Eukaryota; Fungi; Ascomycota; Pichiomycetes; Serinales; Debaryomycetaceae. Gene Ontology annotation, cellular component: membrane. The transcript has a single exon.